Messenger RNA from Dipodomys ordii (Ord's kangaroo rat), 1211 nucleotides. It is a transcript of the gene Hsd17b3, whose product is annotated as hydroxysteroid (17-beta) dehydrogenase 3. Gene Ontology annotation, molecular function: oxidoreductase activity. NCBI's taxonomy places the organism in Eukaryota, Metazoa, Chordata, Mammalia, Rodentia, Heteromyidae. The record is from RefSeq and is a predicted model, not a curated record. The transcript is spliced from 12 exons. Gene Ontology annotation, cellular component: endoplasmic reticulum.
AUGGAGGAGGCUCUGGGACAGUUCUUCAUUUUUGUAGGGCUGCUGGUGUGCCUGAUUUGCCUGGUCAAGUGCAUGAAAUUCUCCCGAUGCAUUUUCCUGAGCUUCUGGAAAGUACGGUCAAGGUCAUUCUUGAAGUCAAUGGGCCAGUGGGCAGUGAUCACUGGAGCAGGUGAUGGCAUUGGGAAAGCAUAUUCAUUUGAGCUGGCAAAACAUGGACUCAACCUUGUGCUUAUCAGCCGGACGAUGGGAAAACUACAGAGCAUUGCCAGAGAGAUUGAGUGGACUACAAGAAGCAAGGUGAAGCUUAUACAAGCAGACUUUACCAAAGAUGACAUCUAUGAGUAUAUUAAAGAAAAACUUGAAGGUUUAGAAAUUGGCAUUUUAGGUAAGUAGAUUUUAAUAUGCAUAGUCUGUUGUAAUGUAUCAGAACUUCCAUACUACUUUCCAAAACACUAUUUAUGGACUCUCCCAGAGUCGCAGAAUCUCAUCCAUUGUAACAUCACCUCAGUAGUCAAGAUGACACAGAUAGUUCUGAAACACAUGGAAUCAAGGCAGAAAGGUCUCAUCUUGAACAUUUCUUCAGGGGUAGGCCUUUGCCCUUGGCCUCUCUACUCUCUCUACUCAGCUUCCAAGGCUUUUGUGUGCACAUUUUCGAAGGCUCUGCAGGUGGAAUAUAAAGAAAAGGGAAUCAUUAUCCAGGUGCUGACUCCAUAUGCUGUUUCAACCCCAAUGACAAAGUAUCUCAAUACCAACAUAAUAACCAAGAGUGCUGAUGACUUCGUUAAAGAAUCACUGAAUUAUGUCACGAUUGGAGAUGAAAUCUGUGGCUGCCUUGUGCAUGAGAUUUUGGCGGGCCUCCUGAACCUGAUUCCAUCCUGGGCCUUUUAUAGUGGCACCUUCCAGAGGAUGCUUCUGACGCACUACACACACUACUUGAAGAAAAAUACCAGCAGCAGCUAAUGCAACGCCAGCUGGCCUGGAACCCAUCCUCUUCUUUACCAAGAUCCUAGUGACUACCCGGACCAGAGGAGCAGGCCUACACCUUCAUCUGCCCAAAGCUGGAGAAGGCCUGUGUCAUGAACACAGCAUUUCAAAUACACAUUGUUUCCCACCAUACUCGUCUAGAGAUUUUUUUGAAAAGCUGUUGUGUAAAAAUAGGUGCUAUGCAAGCAGUUUUAAAGGCUUCAUGCAGGAGGGGAAGAGGGUAUCUA